Messenger RNA from Dacryopinax primogenitus, 949 nucleotides. Its product is annotated as S-adenosyl-L-methionine-dependent methyltransferase. Lineage: Eukaryota; Fungi; Basidiomycota; Dacrymycetes; Dacrymycetales; Dacrymycetaceae. Bases 1 to 891 code for a protein of 296 amino acids. The record is from RefSeq and is a predicted model, not a curated record. The transcript has 2 exons.
AUGUCGACUACUACUCCCGCUCCCACCCAGCCUCACACCUGGCAGGACACUACCGUCCACAUCGAAGAUCGUCACCGCGCUGGAGAACUCGUCACCGGCGAGUUCGCAAAGGUACUGCUGGACGCUGCCGCCGUCCCUCCCUCGACGCCACAGGACCUUGUGGUGCUAGACAACGCGUGCGGCUCUGGGAUCGUCACCGCCAUCUUGUUGGGGAGGAUGUCGGAGGAACAGAAGAGGCGCACCAAGGUCUUGUGUGGAGACAUCCAGUCAGAGGUGGUGAAGUAUGUCACCGAAAGGAUUGAGCGGGAGAAAUGGGAGGGUGUUGAAGUCAAGCUUCUUGAUGCCCAGGACACUAAGCUCCCCUCUUCUACGUACACGCACGUCCUCACCUCCUUCGGAAUCAUGCUCCUCCCUAAGCCUAUCCUGGCACUGCAGGAGAUCCAUCGGAUCCUCGCUCCCGGCGGACUAAACGCUUUCAGCACCUGGGUGGAAGUUGGCUGGGUCGCCUGGGUCGAACGCGCCUUCCGUGCUAUCCCUAACUGCCCGCCAUUCCCCACCCAAGAGCAGAUCAGCAACUUUAUGGACACGGGUCGGUGGGAUCAGGAGAGCUUCAUCUGCCAAGUCCUGGAAGAGCAGCGGUUUGUCGACGUGCGCAUCCAGGUGCACAAGGAGGCGGGCAAGAUUGAGAGCCCCGAGUUCCUAGUGCGCGUCUUUGGAAGUAUGUUCAUCGGGCUUGCUACGCGCUGGUGGACGGAUGAGCAGAAGAAGGAAUACGCAGACGAGAUCGCGCCCGUGCUGUUGAGCCAACUGCAGGAAGAGUUUGGGAAGGGCCAACAGGUCACUAUGCCCAUGUGCGCUAACCUCAUAACCUGCCGCAAGCCGGCAGCGUAGUUGUUUCUCCAUCUCUGUACCAGGUUGUUAUCAGUUUGUAAAGGAUUGUCGAAAUAAA